AUGAAUUCCAUAAAUGGCAUCCCGAUCGACGGGAAUACGGAGAUCGACGACCUAGCUCUGGUUAUGCACAUCGCCCAGAACGAGAACGAGCGCAUACGUCAGUUGGAGGCCCUCGGACGGCCUGUUUUCGACACCUACGUCGCGCCCCGCGAAGCGAGUAGUGACUCUGAUUCUGACGACUCGGGGGAUGAUCUGGAUCUCGUGCGUCGCGAACAUCACGUUGGAAGCGCUGGCACAAAUGCUGUCGAACAUGACAAAGAAAAGGAAUAUCAGCCUGCCGUUGAUCCUGAAUUCCCGAUUGACAACAUCAGGAUUAUUGACACCGUAGACUUGCCAACAAAGGUGGCAGAUCGGUUCCCCAUAGCUCCUAUAGGGGUUUGCACCUCCGUUGUGGGUCGCGUGGUCGUUGCGCAGUGCACGGAGCCUCGUCGCGUACUAGAUCUAGGUUCUAUCGUCUGUUUGAACGACAGACGUAUUAUUGGGACGGUUAGCGACACGUUCGGCAACACCAGUGCGCCAUUUCUCAUGGUGGUGUGCCGAGACCCUAGCAUGGUGAAGGCGGGCGAUCCCGUGUAUUACGAUGUUAGGCACAGCACACUGGUCACCGACCUCAACGUAAUGGAGACUGCAUCCAGCAUAUCAAGCGGCGAGGACAGCGACGAAGACAACCCCCCGAAAAAUGAAUCUGUGCGCCAACCCGUCAAGCUGAAGCAGUACUACAACGACUUGGAGUGUCACUAA
Molecule: messenger RNA, 741 nt
Organism: Babesia ovata
Lineage: Eukaryota; Apicomplexa; Aconoidasida; Piroplasmida; Babesiidae
Product: Gar1 Naf1 RNA-binding region containing protein
Exons: 8
Coding region: 1-741 (246 amino acids)
Biological process (GO): box H/ACA snoRNP assembly; ribosome biogenesis; pseudouridine synthesis
Cellular component (GO): sno(s)RNA-containing ribonucleoprotein complex
Molecular function (GO): RNA binding
Source: RefSeq, a predicted model, not a curated record